Sardina pilchardus (European sardine) is the source of this 3812-nucleotide messenger RNA. Its product is annotated as cilia- and flagella-associated protein 57-like. Gene Ontology annotation, molecular function: protein binding. The record is from RefSeq and is a predicted model, not a curated record. The coding region runs from base 59 to 3721 and encodes 1220 amino acids. NCBI's taxonomy places the organism in Eukaryota, Metazoa, Chordata, Actinopteri, Clupeiformes, Clupeidae. The transcript has 22 exons.
UGGUUUUCUUCUCCACUUGGCAGUGAAGUCACUAACCUUGACGUGACACAGUUUAGCAAUGGCUGCCUUGGUGCCCCAGUGUCACCACAUCUUUGGGCUGAGGACUGGAGUGGCUAACAACGUUUGCUGCGUUGAUGAACAAACUGUCAUCUUCCCCUCUGGAAACAACUGUGUGCGCUACAACAUUGACCAGAAAUGUCAGAAAUUCAUACCAGGUCUGGAGAAAAGCCAUGGCAUGUAUGCACUGGCCAUCAGCCCAAACAAGCGCUACCUGGCCGUGUCAGAACGCGGGGAGCGGCCAGUAAUCACCGUCUACGACCUGCAGCAUGAACAGUGCCGUAAGAGAAAAGUGCUUACGGGUGGCGACCUGGCCGACGUUGAGUUUGUGUCCAUGAGUUUUUCCCCGGACUCUAAAUACUUCAUCGCACAGUCGGCUGGUCCGGACUGGAUCCUCUUCUACUGGAUGUGGGAGAGGCAAAAGAUCAUGGCCACAGUCAAGACUACCAUCAUUACUAAUCCCAUAUCUCAGGUCAGCUUCAGCCCGUAUGACAACACACAGGUCUGUGUGACUGGUUAUGGGGUCCUAAAGAUCUUCCGCUUCAUGGAGGGCAUCCUUAAACAGAUCGCCUUUCAGAAACUGGACUCCCAGAACAUUCUGUCCCAUGCCUGGGUCUCGGAGGACCGCAUUAUCGCAGGCACAGAGAAAGGCAGGCUGAUGGUGUUUGAGUCGGGCGACCUGCGCUGGGACAUGAGUGUGGCCCCCAAAGCCUCCGAGGGGCCAGCAGACAACACGCGGAGAAGGUCUACCAGGCAGAAAGAGAUGGAUAUCCAGACAGAGAUGCCACGUGUAACAGUCAUCACGGCAUAUUCUAAAGGGUUUGCCUGUGCUGCUGGUCCCGGGAAAGUCCUGCUGUUUGAGAGAACUGAAGAAAAUGACCACUACAGGAAAACCAGAGAAAUCCGGAUUCCCCAGGACCCCUGCAGGAGUGACCCAGGGCGUGCGGAGCAGCAGCAGAUCAUGUCGUUGGUCAUCAGCCCAACAGAGGAGACUGUGGUGACCAGCACAGACUUCAACCAGCUCUACAGCUUAACCUUGUCCACUGCGGAGAUGAGCAAGGGUGAGCUGGCUCACUUUGAGCACCUGUCCCACUCCUUCCACUCCGGAAGCAUCACCGGCCUGUCUGUCUGCAUGCGCAAGCCCAUCAUCGCCACCUGCUCACUGGACCAGUCGGUGCGCAUAUGGAACUUUGAGACAAACACCCUUGAGCUUUACAAGGAGUUCCAGGAAGAGGCCUUCAGCAUUGCUCUGCACCCCUGCGGCCUCUACGUGUUGGUGGGUUUCUCCAGCAAGCUACGUCUGAUGAACCUGCUCAUUGACGAUAUCAGGACCUUCAAGGAGUUCACCGUGCGAGGCUGCAAAGAGUGUGCUUUUAGUAAUGGUGGACACAUGUUUGCUGCUGUCAAUGGCAACGUCAUCCACAUUUUCUCCACUACCACCUUUGAGAACACCCUCAACCUGAAGGGGCAUAACGGCAAGGUACGCUCCAUCAUCUGGAGUGGUGACGACAGCCGCCUGGUGUCCUGUGGCAUGGACGGUGCCGUGUACGAGUGGAACACGCUGACGGGCCAGCGCGAGACCGAGAGCGUCCUCAAGUCCUGCAGCUACACCGGGAUAAGCCUGUCGCCCGACAGCAAAUCCAUAUUUGUUGUGGGCACCGACUUCACGCUCAAAGAAAUCCAGGACUGCCAGAUCUUGCGUGAGGUGAGGUCCGAGGACGUGACAUACACCAGCGUUGUCAUGUCCCGUUCCGGCCGAACUCUCUUCACCGGCACGUCCGUGGGGACGAUCCGGGCCAUCAAAUACCCGCUGUCUCUCCAGAGGGAGUGGAUUGAGUACCAGGCACAUGCCUCUGCCAUCACCAAGAUGAUGAUAACAUUUGAUGACCAGUACCUGUUGAGCGUGUCCAAGGACGGCUGUCUGAUCAUCUGGAAGCUGAUCGAUAAGGAGGGCCGAGGCCUGAAGAGAGAUAAGGAGCUCUGCUACGCCGAGGAGAUCCUCAUCACCAAGUCUGACCUGGAGGAGAAGAACCAGAUCAUUCUGGAGCUGAAGACGCGGAUGGAGGAGCUGAAGACAGAGAACGACUACCAGCUCCGUCUCAAAGACAUGAACUACAACGAAAAGAUGAAAGACCUAACGGAGAAGUUUAAUCACCAGAUGGAGUCUCUGAAGACCAAACUCCAGAUCCUGACAACAGAGAAGGGGCAACUGGAAAUCAAACAUCAGGAAGUGAUGACUGACUCUCAGGAAAAGCACAAUAAAGAUGUGCAGGAUUUGGAGUCCACCAGCAGCCAGAAGCUCCUGCUGGAGUAUGAGAAGUACAAGGAGCUGCAGGUCAAGUCCCAGAGCAUGCAGAUGGACUACGAGCUCCAGCUGCAGGCCUUGGAGAAGGAGAAGGCGUCGGCGCUGCAGAGCCUCACGCUCUACUACGAGGGCUCCAUGAAGGAGCGGGAGAUGCUGUUGGAGCAGUGCCAGGAGGAGGCGCGCACGCAGCUCCGGGAGUUUGAGGAGUCCAAGAGGCAGAUGGAGGAGGACAGCGACCGCGAGAUCCAAGACUUGCGUCUCCACUACCAGCGCCUGCUCACCGCAGAGAAGGAGACCAACCUCAAGAUGAAGGGAGACACGGGCAUCAUGAAGAAAAAGUUCAGCAGCCUCCAGAAGGAGAUCGAUGAGAAGAACAUGCAGAUUGAACAGCUGAAGGGGGAGCAGAACAGGCUGCAGGCGGUGAUCAAGUCCAUGGAGAAAGACACCAUGACCCUGAAGAAGGAGAUCCUGGAGAGAGAUGAAACCAUCCAGGACAAGGAGAGGAGAAUGUACGACCUAAAAAAGAAAAACCAGGAACUGGAGAAGUUCAAGUUUGUGCUGGACUACAAGAUCAAAGAGCUGAGGAAGCAGAUUGAGCCGCGUGAAAACGACAUAAAAGAGAUGCGGGAGCAGAUCCAGGAGAUGGAGAGUGAGUUGGACUCCCUCCACACACAGAACAUCAAGCAGAAGCUGAACAUCAGCGAGCUCAGCGUCAAGCUCAUGGCCACUGAGAACGAGCUGCACAAGGAGAUUCAGAGGGUGUUGGAUGGCCAGGCUUUGAUGAAGAGGUUUAAGACAGACCUCCAUAACUGCGUGGCUUUCAUCCAGGAGCCUCAGAGAUUAAAGCCCGCCAUCAAGGACUUACACGACCGCUACAUACAUAAAUCUGAUAUGAUGGACAUAGCCGGAGUUAACACUUCCAUGCAGAUCGAGUAUGCCCGACACCAGGAGCAUCUAGAGAGAAGCCUGGCCUCAAUGAAGAAGAAAAUAACCAGAGCCAGCCUGGGCCACAGCACAGAACAUGUGAAAAUCAUGCAGGAGAACGUGACCCUAAUCACAGAAAUUAACAACCUGCGACGAGAGCUGCGGCUGCUGCGGUCGCAGGUCCACAACUACGAGACUAAGAUGGGGCUGAACAAGAGGGUCCAGAAGCAGCCAGCCACAGAGGCCAAAGAUAACCUUACACUCGGGUCCAGCAUACAUGGUGCAGUUCACCGUCUGGACCUCCAUGAUGAGGCAGAGAGGAUCAUUCGGCUCCAGAAGCUUGAGAUCAGACAACUGAGACAGGAGAUUCAGGACAUGUCAGUAAAACACCCACAUAGGCCCCCCUCCAGCCCCAAGCUACCUUCCAUCGCCUAGUUGAAGUUCAUGUUUCCACAUAGGCCUAUCUAUAUUGCUUAGUGGUACCACAAAGAUGCAAAAAAAUAUUAAAGUAUGUCAUGAGAAAAUA